Messenger RNA from Ostrea edulis (European flat oyster), 1126 nucleotides. RefSeq lists its product as uncharacterized. The record is from RefSeq and is a predicted model, not a curated record. Lineage: Eukaryota; Metazoa; Mollusca; Bivalvia; Ostreida; Ostreidae. Bases 131 to 550 code for a protein of 139 amino acids. The transcript is spliced from 2 exons.
UACCGGGUGUAGAUGAAUCGCGUGUUAUUUUCUCCUAUGGUAAUUAUUGGAGAUUAUGAAUAUUGUUAAACUGGUAUAGGGACAAGGCAUAUUCCUGCUUUGAAAUUUAGUCACCGAGAACAUCCUCGGUAUGCUGUUGAAGGCGUCCAUUUUUGUAUUGUUCCUGGAAAUGGUGUGUGGUGAGAGGGUUUGCAUUUUGUCAGGAGACCAAUUUCACUCUGUGAGAACUCUGCCCGAGUGUGCUUUUUUGUGCGGGAUAAAGUCCGGAUGUUCAGUGUUUAAUCUGUGUAAAAGCAACGAAAACAACUUAUGUGUGACGUAUGAACGGCAAGGGGACAGCGCAUGCCUGAAUAUGUCGCUGCUCCUUCGUUGUUUGACUUUCAUAAAGACGGAAAACACAUUCCAUACAUCAUCAGCAAGUACGUCUCAACCAACAACACCCAUGUCAGCACUGAUGUCCAUGUCAACAGCUUCAGGAGAUGACAUCACGAUUUCGCCAUCUUGUGAAACGCACCCAGAGCUUUGUCAACACGUUUCUGGAAGAAAAUGAACAAGAACCUGAUUCAGAAUAGAAUUUUAAAAAAAAAAUAUGACAAUUAUCUUGCUGUCUUACGAAGUUCAGCAAUAAAGUGGUUCAAAGUCAACUUUGAAAUAAAAAACACCCCAAAAUGAUUAAUUGUUUUGGGUUGAAGCCAUUUAGCAAUAUUGCAGCCAUUUUACGGUGGUUAAUUUAAUGAAAUAUGAUCGGUUCUGAAGAGUUUUGUGUUUUCUUGAAAGCUUCUCUUUGGAGAAACGAUCCUACGGACAUAAAGGGUUUGAAAAACAGGUAUAAGAUACAAUAUUUCAUGUAUAUAAGCAGUUGUAUUAUAAAAGCAUUCAUUUGGUGUUGUAAAAAUCGCAUUCUGGUAAAAAUUGUUAUAUAAUAUGAUCUACGAUAUUUGCAAACUUUCUUACAUGGAUGACAUAUUGAAAAGUCUAAUUCGUAUGGGCAAAGAAUCAGUACAUUCUAAAAUGAUGUGUCGUAUAGUUUAUGGACAGUCACAAGAUACAUAUUCAGGUUGAAGUUCUCUGUGAAGUAGGUAAGAAUGUGUCAAUUUGGAAUGAUAAGUAUUCCUGGAAUAAUCAU